Cryptomeria japonica (Japanese cedar) is the source of this 729-nucleotide messenger RNA. RefSeq lists its product as uncharacterized. The transcript has a single exon. The record is from RefSeq and is a predicted model, not a curated record. Lineage: Eukaryota; Viridiplantae; Streptophyta; Pinopsida; Cupressales; Cupressaceae. The coding region runs from base 1 to 729 and encodes 242 amino acids.
AUGGCUAAGUUUGAGAAGAUCAGUGAUUGUGGUAGCGGUGGUGCUGGUGGUAGUGUUAGUGGCGGCGGUGAUGGUGGUGGCAAUUCUUCAACUGAUGGUGAUAGUGGUGGUGGUAGUGGUGGUGAUACUUCGACUGGUGGUGGUAGUGGUGGUGACGGCGGCGGUGGUGAUAUUUCGACUGGUGGUGGUGGUGGCGGUGGCGGUGGCGAUGCUUCGACUGCUGGUGGUGGUGGUGCUUCGACUGGUGGUGGUGGUGAUGGAGGAGUGGUUGCAGAGAAGAAAGGCAAGAAAACAAGAAAGAGGAAGACAUAUAGUGGGUAUAUUAUAGUGAUGGUCAUAUGGUUUGUGCUGCUUGAAACAGUAAAGCCCCCUCAGGGCCUCUUCUCUGGAGUUGUAGAGCCAGAGCUGUGGGUCAUAUGGGGGAGCCCCUCCUGCAUGUUCUUUCUCUUAAACAUUAUCAUUGUAAUCCUUGCCCUCAGGUCUGGAAUGUUUUCCAACGCUGCCUCUCAAAAUGGCGGCUUGGAUUUCUACUCUGAGUUUAUCAAGAAGAGUGCAGAAAGAAGGGCCAAGUAUGAGACUGGAAGUCCGGUGACCGGCGGCGCUGGAAAAAACUGGCGCAGCCAGUCAGGUAAGACGAAGAGCCAGAAUGCAUGGAUGUGCAGCAGGUCAGAUCGACCGGCUAAGAAUACGUUGGAAGGGAGAUGCAAGGGUGGUGGUUGUGGGCUCUAG